This is a messenger RNA of Sporisorium graminicola, 240 nucleotides long. RefSeq lists its product as uncharacterized. Gene Ontology annotation, biological process: attachment of spindle microtubules to kinetochore. Lineage: Eukaryota; Fungi; Basidiomycota; Ustilaginomycetes; Ustilaginales; Ustilaginaceae. Gene Ontology annotation, cellular component: mitotic spindle; DASH complex. Bases 1 to 240 code for a protein of 79 amino acids. The record is from RefSeq and is a predicted model, not a curated record. The transcript is spliced from 3 exons.
AUGGAGAACCCACAUGAGGAGAGGCAGUCCCUGCUACUCGAACGAAUCACAAAGAGCGUACACCGACUCAACGAAGCACUACUAGAACUCGACCAAUCCGUCGUUGAAAUCAAUAACCACAACCAGGCGAUCACCAUCGUAUCCGACCUGUCCGAGGCUUACCGACGAAACGCAGCAUUCAACUUGGCAAACAUGGAAGCUGCCGACGACGAUGGGCUCAGCAAGCCGUCUAUGGACUAA